This is a messenger RNA of Myiozetetes cayanensis, 3501 nucleotides long. It is a transcript of the gene ZNF488, whose product is annotated as zinc finger protein 488. Gene Ontology annotation, cellular component: nucleus. Bases 117 to 1733 code for a protein of 538 amino acids. The transcript has 4 exons. The record is from RefSeq and is a predicted model, not a curated record. Gene Ontology annotation, molecular function: protein binding. Lineage: Eukaryota; Metazoa; Chordata; Aves; Passeriformes; Tyrannidae. Gene Ontology annotation, biological process: regulation of DNA-templated transcription.
UCCGCGGGGACUUGGCCGUAGCAGGAUCCUGGGAGAGGGGAAGGGGCACGGCGGGGACCCCGGCGCCGCAGAGCCCCUGUCCGCGGGGAGCCUGCAGCGGGACCCCCAGGUUUAUAAUGGAACUUACAUCUUUGCCUAAAUUCCUUUGGACAAGUGACAACAAGCUUCUGCAUCACCAUUUUCCGGACAUAUUGGCUACUGUUCAUACCACACAAGACAUUCCUGAAGAAGUUGUUUUUGGACCAUGCAUGCUCCAGAACACCUUGCUGGACACUGUAGCUUUUAUUGCUCUCAAGUGUUCUGAAAGACGGAACAUCCACUAUGUAUUUAAGGUAGAUGUUACGUCUGUGCACAGUCCCACAGGACUGCCUUGGAUGAGACUUGUACAAGCAGCUGCCAAUAGCAGCGAGCAGAACUUGGAAGCUUACUUAGAAAACAGCCAGUUAUAUUAUCGCUCCAUCAGGAAAAUCAAUAAAAAUGAGGAGUUGCUUGUCUGGUAUGAUGAGGAGCUUUCCAGCCUCUUGGGUUUCGAUGAGAUAAAACCUCAGAGUCCCCAGAAUGAGUUGAGAUGCCAAGAAUGUGACCGAGUCUUUAAAUGUGAGCAUUCCUACCUGUCCCAUGUCCGUUUCCUCUGUGUCCCAGAGAAGAGUGCCCUGCUAUGGAGAAACUUCCAGAACCCUAAGACUGAAAAGAGCAACUUAGCUGAGCAGACCACAAAUUUCCACAGUCUGGCAAGGGAUCUAGAAGUCAAAAUGGCAGCUUGUAAAGAUGAUGCACCUGGUCUUGUUGGAGAAAGGAGAGCAAAAUCUGAAGAGGCUGAGAACAACAGGAGCAGGAAAACAGUGUUGUUGGAGAAAACCAAUAAUUUGACUGAGGACCGUAACUGUGGGGGCAAGGAAGAGGUUGGGGGAGAGCAUGCAUUGGCUGGUUCUUUCUGGAAGCUUAGUUCAGGGAGGCAGUCAGCUAGGAAGGAUGUUUUAGAGCAGAAGCAGAGUGCUUUCACUGAGGUCAGGAGGAUGAAGGAGAAGAUGAGGAAUGAGAGACUGAAGGAGCCAGAGCAGGAGGAUGGCACAGUCCCGGUUGGUAAAGAGCAGGUAUCAAAGGAAGUGUUGCUGAACUCCUCUGGUAGUGCAUUCUCCUUUGUUUGGCCCACCAGAGCUCGAGGAGAACAGAAGAGUGCUUUCAGCAAACCCAGUAAGCGUCUAACAGAAAGAGCCGCAAUAAAUUCUUCUCAUCCCAUGAGUGAGUCAGCAAAGAGCCUGGGGGAGCUGUCUGGCUUCAUUGCCACCACAGACAUCAUGUGCUGCAGCACUCUUCUUAAUUCCAAGUUUUUUGUCAGUGAUUUGUGUAAUGCUCAGAUGCUGCAGACAAGCAUCACUCAGAGCAAUGUUUUCCCAUAUACCUCAGAACCGUGGCCCAAACAAGCAGGAGGACAGUUACAAAACACAACCACCACUACUUCUUCCUCCUCUUCCUCCUCUUCCUUGACUCUUCUUCCCCCCACCUUCACAUCCUUUGGAGUGGCUGCCCAGAACUGGUGUGCCAAAUGCAACCUGUCCUUUCGCAUGACAUCUGAUUUAGUCUUCCACAUGCGGUCACAUCACAAAAAAGAAUACUCCUCAACUGAAUCCCAGUGCAAGAGGAGACGAGAGGAGAAGCUAACAUGUCCCAUUUGUCAUGAGUACUUCCGAGAACGCCAUCAUUUAUCCCGGCACAUGACUUCUCAUAAUUAGAGCUGUGCAGACAGAUAUCACCAAGAGACUGGGCAGGUUGGAUAAAGAAGGGAAUGGUAGUUCACUUAUAUACAUUUCUUUUUGAGUUUACAUUAAUUUCUUACAGGAAAUCACUGUUUACAAUAAUUUAUAAUAGAUGCUUUGCAAAAAAAUUAUAAAGUGUUUACAAGAAUCUGAGUGGCUUGUAAGUUUUGAAAGCUCAACCUAGCCCUUGUCAACCUAUUUUUAAGGAAAUAAAAUAGUGAAAUGAAUGCACAUGCAGUGUUAAUUUGCAGAGUAGGGAACAAAAUUAUAGUUUUGCAAACAGAGUUUUUUUGCUUAUAUUUGAUUUGCUGGUGUCCGUGCAGUACAAUGUAAACACAGAAGUAACAACCACCUCAUUGAAUGAGGAACUUUUGAGCACUAAAAAAAUCAGAACUUAUAUGCUAAGAGAAAAGAAAUUGCUAUUUCUAGAAGUGUUGGUAGACUCUUACUCCUUUACCAGAUUUGUGAGCUAAAAACUUGUAUCUCACCAUCUCCUUGGCUUUGUAAGGAACCUGAAGUUAAAACUGUCUGAAAUCUGUGAUGGUCAACAACUGACCAGCAGACUGCCAAAGAGGAUGUAACUUGUAAAGCAGCAUAUCUGAGUUCUGUUCUCGGCUCUACUGCUUUUGAAAUAUCUUUUACAAAGUCAGAUCAGCCUGGAUCUGUAUCAAAAUGUGACCUGUUGUCAACAUUAGUGUGUAGACAGGAAGCAAAAAUUCUGAGCAGUGUGCUUGCAAGGUCUGUGUGACUUUAGCAGGCAUACAGAUCUGAUGGGCAUAGAGUUUAGCCUGUGGUUUUCAGGUUUUAGAUAUACCAAAGGAAGCAAGUAGGGAAUUUGAGUUACAAUUAGCUACUGAUAGAUAGAAUCUGCACACUAAUUGUGGACGAUAGGCUCUGUUUUGCUAACAGGUAGAAUAUGAAUGGCCUUCACAAAAUGACACAGACAUACGUGAAUUUUAUUGCAUUAGACCAGCUUGUCUAUCCUCUGAUUUCUACAUGGGCCAAUUCCAGCUUUUUUAGAAAGAAAGUUCCAAAUUUUUCUAUUGCCUCUCCAUGAGAUUUGAGCUUUGCUGAGUCUCAGAAGCAGAUGAGAUUAUACUGCUCUGGGUGGGAAGAAGCAUUGUCUAUUGUUACUGCAGCCCAGCUAAUUAGCCUUUCAUUACUUUAUCCAUUUAGGAUAUCCAUUUAAAUCCAUUUAGGGGCUUGCUCUUCAUAGCUUAUGACAAUGUGUUCCUGAAGCAAUCAUUUCUCUCUUGUGUAGCAUUUUUUCAGGUUGUCUGGUGUUUUUGUGGCCUGUAUCUGAGCCUCAUCUGGUUCAUCAAGGGCUUAUUACUCCCUUCCAGACAGAGAAUGAUCAGAAAUCACUCAUUUUUCAUCUAAGACUAAAGGACAUUGCAAUAUUCUCUUUAUGUUCCACCAUACUGAUGAUAUACUCCAGUAUUUGUCUACAGCACACUGGACAGAUUUUGAGUUCCUGCAACAAUGCCUAGUCUGAUAGUGCAAGUAUCAGCACAUAAACACAUCUGUGCAAUAAAAGAGAGCCUGAGAGUCUUAGGCUUUCAGAUGGAACCAACAUAUUACACUCAUUGUCAUCUCUUGGGAGCUUUCUAGAAGUCAUGAGAUUGUAUUCUUCCCAAUGCCUUGCUGUUGAACAUUAAUACAUGGCUGUUUCCUGUUAAUGUAAACAUUUGACUUAUUGCAGGACAACAUUUUUGCAACAUAAAGAGAUAAAACUGUUGCAUUA